UGGUGUUAUAAGUAGUGGAAGCGUGGAUGCUGUAUAAAACAUAGACCCUGUCAGCGAUAACACAGUGGCUGCGGAAAAGGCUGAGUGAACAGCUGAUCGCUAGAGCCGCAGUGGAGUUUGUAAGGAGCUGAUCAGCUGAUUCCCUACCGGCAGAAUGGUUACGCACUUUGACCAUCUUACCGUUCUUGCCCUUGUUCUUGUCACUGUACUUGGCGUGCUUGGAAAAUAUUCCCUCAUUGAUGCUGCCGAGAGGAACGACACUUUAACACAAGGACCAUCAAAUAGCAGCUUCGGUGAUGAGGAGGAUACCUUAGAUGAAGGUGACGACGUCGAAGUCAACUUAACUAUGACGUACGUCCCAGAAGAGGUGGUUGAGAACAGUACCAGUAUUUGGAGGUUUAAUGACAGUAUGAAUGCAACUAGUGUGAACAAGACGGAAGACAGUCUGUAUGCGAACGGUAGUAUAACCGGUUUCACCCCAGCAACGCCGGUAAACAAAUGUGUCGCGUGUGCUUUGAGGGAGGAUGACCGCAAGUAUAGAAUUGCGGUGAUUAAGAAUCAGAUUCUUGAAAAACUGCACUUCCACAGUCCUCCAAACAUGACCGGCAGAACGCUGCCCAAAGCGCCAAAGAUCGCUCAGCUUCUCGAGAGGUCGGGAAUACAAGGGGAUUCACCAGAUCACUACGGUUACCAUGACAAAUACUUUUUUGAUGAUCGCCUCUACGGCCAUACAGAACGUAUCUUCACUAUUGCUAAAACACCUCCUCCGGAUCGUAAUUUGAACGAGAGUUAUGUGGCAUACUUCAAUCUUCCCGAUGAGACAAGAGACUCCUAUAUCAAAAAGGCAGUGCUGUGGUACUACGUGAGACCGUCAAAGCAGCAGAAAACGGCGGUUGAGCUGCAUAUCCGUACAUUUAAACCCCAGGAGUACAGUCCGCCCCGGAAAAUAUAUCUACGAUACAAAAAACUUUUCCCUAAGAGGUCUCGGAACUGGCAUCAGUUGGACAUUAGGAAGACUGUGCAGGAUUGGGUCGACAGACCCUCACUCAACUUUGGAUUACAGAUGACAGCGUUUGACCAUACCAUGAGGAAUCUUAUCGUUACACCCCCAACGUCCUCGGAUGAUGCAGGCUAUGAACCCAUGAUUGAAUUGAAGACGGUAAAACGGAAUUAUAAACGUGUAAGAAGAAGCGCCAUCAGCUGUGCUGCCAACUCCACCGAAGAUCGUUGCUGCCGCUACCCCCUCCUCGUGAACUUCGUCGACUUUGGUUGGGACUGGGUAAUCGCCCCCCGUGAUUAUAAUGCCGAUUACUGUUCAGGAGAGUGCCGUUAUGUGAUGCAGGACGAAAACCAUCAUAGUUACCUGCAGCAACAAGCCACAGACACCGGCCCCUGCUGCACGCCCACGUUGAUGUCCCCUAUUACAUUGCUCUACUUUGACCACGAGCACAAUAUUCUGUUCACAAAACUCCAAGAUAUGAAAGUCGAAAGGUGCGGUUGUGCUUGAUUCGGACUGUAUUGCAGACAAAGAGAACAGGUAUUGCAUUGCAUGAUUAAAGGUCUACCGAAGUCCUCGUCUUUCGCCAUCGGUUUUGCAAUCCCAAUACGGCGCGGGAAUGUGAUGGGGAAAACAUUGCCGAUCGGAGAUGUUUGGCGCCAUGUGAUGGAUUACCAUCCAUCUGCCCUUAAUAAAAUUGACUGUGCUUUUGCACAAUUACCAUAGCAGUGAAAACUCCUUUUUUGAGGCUUAGUUUAGGAAGCAAUAGAGAAAAGCUCGUUAUUAAUGAUCGAAGCAGCCCAUCAUUGCUCGGUCAGAAGUUGCCUCUGAAGUUGCUACUACCGUACUAAAAGUGGACUCGAAGCCUCUCGUGAUGACCGUGACAUCACUGUAAUCCUAUAAGGCUAUUAUCCACCGAUCUUGUGCACACAUAAUUGUGGGUUAAUCAUACGUCAGUCUUAAAUUCUUCUCGACUUGUUCCAAACUAUGACGUCUGUUUCAGUAAUAAUAUGUGAUGUGCGAUUCUCAACUACAGUGCUCGCGCAAGAGCUUCGCGUAAUCUUCAGAUGAUAUUGGCCUCCUGUUAGAAUAAUGACUGUAUUAGCACUAGCUUAAGUUAAAGUAAAUUAGUACCUCUGAAACAACGAUUGCAACACAGGUACGAUGCAUUUAUAUAUCGUUGAGGAGUUUCAAUACGCCCUUUAUAAGGUAAACAUGUACAAAUAUACUGUGAGGUACACUAAACACCUAGAUAUGAAGUUUCCAUAGACGUCCCUUGAUUAACAAGCUAUAUAUAUGUAUGAAUAUAGUGUGUAUCUUCUGUACUUAAUGUUCACAGAAAUGCAAUGAUACAUCACAUUGCUGCAAGCAAUGAUUCUGUGCUGACUUAGAAUCGCCUAUUUCAUACGUGAAUGUUCAAAAGGAAACGACAAAACUGUAUAUAUGUUUGCGAUUAGAGUGUUUUGACCUAGAGACACAAUGUAAUUAUCAAAUGAAAUUAUAUUAUCUGUGCUGUUUAACACUAUCAUUUUUUGUAAAUAUUCUGUAGCUUGUAAAUUGACUUACAUCUAAAUAUGUCAUAUAUUUGCCUAACAAUGCAACGAAAAUUUUCAUUAAGUAAUACAAACUAUAAGGGUGUUAUUUGUGACAAGCUAACCUUCAGAGAAAGUUACCACGAAACCGACCUUGUCUUUCAGCUUAUGGCAUGACAUCCAAUCGCCUAUGAAACAUGCCUUUAACAUCAGACUUAAUGAAUUACAUGCUUGAUCUUAUGCAGUGUGACAAUAAUGGAGUAAUUUGUAACAGACUUGUUUUAAAUGGCAUUAACAUGGAACACUUCCGUAUUGCAUGAAUAUUCUAAAUUAUUGUCAACGGUAUUUGCAUGUCCAUGUACUGUAUUUGCUGAUGUGAUCUUGGGUCCCGAUCCACAAAGCGUUCGUAACGUUACGACCUGUCGUAACUCUAUAGUUUACCAUUGGCUUACGAAUGUCGCAGCGCUACGAACGCUAUGUGGAUCUGGACCCUGGACUUUACUGAUGUAACAUCUUGGUACAGUGGUUCAAUAGACAUGCGCUGAGAGAAGAAAGUGCUUGCGCGGCUGUUUCGUAUAAUUUGUCUUGUGAUUUAUGUUUAAAAUGGCCAUGCUUAUUAAUCUAGGAAUCUUUUCAAGACAGUAAAUAACUGUUAAGUUAUGCGUGAAACAGGGAUGUCAGUAUAUAGGAUGUCCUUUAGAAUACACUUUGUUUAUGUGUGGGUGAAAAUGUAGGUAACUCAUCAGUGUCUGACAAUGUUACACAGCACUGCGUCUUGUAUCAGCUGGUGUUCUUGUUACAUGUUAACCUGUUGUUCUGCAUCACACCGAUGUCAGCUGUAACUCGUGGUAUCUAUUUGUGUUUGCCAUUCAAUUUUUAUAUACCAGUUACUACAAUCGUGUUGCAAUAAGAAGGUUAAACUACGUAAAACGCCCAUUUUCAAGUUAGACCUGCUUAAGGGAUUGGCAUAAUAGCCAUGCUCUGAAUGAACAAUGUAAGAAAAAAUACAUAGUUCUUUUCGUGAAACCUUUGUUAACAUUACGCUGAACUCUUAAUCAAUAUUAAUGAACUACUGAAAUCGAGGCGGUUGACUGCCGAGUGGUAAAAGCGUUCGCUUUGCGCGGCCUGGAUUAGAUUCCCUGCAUGGGAACAAUUUAUGAAGUCUGUAUUGUACCCUCAUGUGAUUAAACUGUUGAUACAAUAUUAAAAGCGGCUUAAAAAUAUGGAUAAGUAAAACCCAGAGAUGACACCAGGUGUUAGCGACACAUGCCACGAGAUACAAUACAUACCACGAGUUCGCCGGUUUUGUUUGAAUAUAGGGCAAGAAUAAGCCGCACAAUGUUUUAGUUGUUAAGCUUCAUUUGAAUAGAUAUGGUGUAUUUGUGAUCUUUACCUGUGAUAACACUGUUCUGCGUAUAUGGGCCUUUCUCUUAAAUGUUGAAAUUAUGCAAAGAAUGUUUGGAGAACUCACGACAGCUUAAUACGAUUUACAUAUGUUUGAAAUUC
Molecule: messenger RNA, 4035 nt
Organism: Haliotis rubra (blacklip abalone)
Lineage: Eukaryota; Metazoa; Mollusca; Gastropoda; Lepetellida; Haliotidae
Product: growth/differentiation factor 8-like
Exons: 3
Coding region: 155-1507 (450 amino acids)
Biological process (GO): SMAD protein signal transduction
Cellular component (GO): extracellular region
Molecular function (GO): cytokine activity; growth factor activity
Source: RefSeq, a predicted model, not a curated record